Molecule: messenger RNA, 678 nt
Organism: Talaromyces marneffei
Lineage: Eukaryota; Fungi; Ascomycota; Eurotiomycetes; Eurotiales; Trichocomaceae
Exons: 4
Coding region: 1-678 (225 amino acids)
Cellular component (GO): membrane
Source: RefSeq, a predicted model, not a curated record
AUGCAAGCGGACAAGAUUCUUCUUAGCUAUGUCGGUGCAAACUUUCUCUUUAUGGCCGGUGGUAUCAUGCUGCUGGUAGGAUCAUUAUUGUUCACCCAGAAUAUGAAUUCUACCCCAACCUUGGACAGCGCGCCUACUAUUCUGCUACUUAAGCUGGUGCCCGAGAAAGUGGCCCUGGUUAAUGCUAUCAUCGUCUUUGCUACAUGCUCCCUCGCCCUUCCUAGCUUGAUCGUGCGUGAUAGUCGGCUAUGGCUUCAACUUCAGGGAUGGCUGGUUAUUGUCUCAGGCGUAUUCACACUCGUUAUUGGAUUGAUCAUCUGGAUUGAGACUCUAAGGACUCGCGCUUCAUUGAACACGUCAUGGGGCCAACAGACAUCGGCUGUCCAGAGUUUAUUACAACAAAGAUUCGACUGCUGCGGUUACUUCAAUAGCACCUCUCCGCCAUUCGUUACAGACGCAACGUGCAGCACCCCUCUGAUUGCAGCAGAGAAGCAGGGAUGCGUCGGUCCUUUCUCUGGCUUCGUGAAUAGCACGCUUGAUGCUAUCUUCACUGGUAUAUUCGGUAUUGUCGCACUUGAUAUGAUCCUCCUGAUUUGCGUGGCAGUUCUAUCAAAGAAUCGCAAGGAAAAAGAACGAUACCGCUUGAUUGACGCCAAGGUCGGACUGCAGGCUAUUUGA